AUGGCGUUCAGUCCAUUCCAGUGGCUGUACUCAAUACUGCAAUGGAUUCUGACUAGCAUCUUCUCGCCCGAUCCUCCGGCUCCUGGUGCUCGAUUGCGACGGCCUAAAAUUGCCAUUGUUGGUGCUGGUCUGACGGGAGUCUCAGCUGCCAGUCAUUGUGUUGGCCAUGGCUUCGAUGUUGUACUCUUCGAAGCAGGAGGGAAGGAUCACCUUGGGGGAAUAUGGAGUAAAGUCAACAGCACAUCCGGACUCCAGAUCCACAGUAUCAUGUACCGUUUCCAUCCUGGAGUAAAGUUUGACGAGGGCUACCCUAAGCAAAAUGCGAUCGUGGGACAGGUCGAAAAGCUAUGGAAGAUGUAUCACCUUGAGGACAAGACGUUGUUCAACACCAAGGUCGAGAAGGUUUAUAAAGACAAACAGAAUCGUUGGAUCGUCAAUGAUCCCUCGAAUGGCAGAUUUGAUGGCGUGAUCGCUGCGGUUGGUACUUGUGGUGACCCAAAGAUUCCUCAUCUCCCCGGCCAGGACAAGUUUAAAGGAGAGAUACAUCAUUCUUCUAACCUUGAUGGCAUCGACGGCAAGGGCAAGAAAGUGACGAUCAUUGGUGGCGGAGCUUCAGGUGUUGAGGCCCUUGAGUGGGCAGUAGAAACAGGUGCUAGUGAGAUCAAUGUUCUUGCUCGAUCAGACAAGUGGAUCGUUCCUCGUAACGCCUUUGUCGACAUCCUCCUCGCAUUCAACAUUUUCGGGCAAGAAACCUUGUUCUCGUGGGUACCCGAGAAUAUCCUUAGGUUGUUCUUCUAUCGUGACCUGAAGGACAUCGCUCCAGCUGAUCAAGGUCUAUUCACAGAAACUCCUAUGGUCAAUUCAGAAAUCUUCAGACAAAUACGCCAGGGCAAGGCCAAAUGGCUUAGAGGAGAUAUCGAAGACUUGACUGAACAAGGUGUCCAGUUCAUUAAACGUGCGAAAGGAGUUCCCAAGGGUGGGCCUGGACAUUCACUUUUAGUCGAGGCAGAUGUGAUCAUUAUGGCGACCGGCUAUAAACGUCCCUCGCUUUCUUUCCUGCCUGACGAGGUCUUCGAAGAGCCUUACGGACCGCCAAGAUGGUAUUUGCAAGUAUUUCCUCCAUCGCAUCCUUCCAUUUGUGCCAACAACUGCACGUACGUCAACGCAAUUGGCACGGUCGGCAAUUACCAUAUCGGCAUCUAUACUCGAUUACUGUUAAUGUUCCUGGUCGACCCCUUAACAACACCAAAGACCUUUUGGAUGAAGAGGUGGAUUGACAUGACCUCGACCCUCAAGGCACUCGCGCCUACCAGAGCCUUUGAUUUCUUCACAUACUCUGAGCUCAUCUAUUGGUUCUGCUUCGUGGUGUUGAUAAACCCUUUUCGAUGGAAAUGGGCGCUUUUUGUGUUCUUUGGUAUUGGCAAAGGACUACCAGCACGAGUGGUUGGACAUGAGGACCGCCUGAGGAAUGGUCUAGGCUACAAAAAGAGCUACUUAGAUUAG
Messenger RNA from Lithohypha guttulata, 1503 nucleotides. RefSeq lists its product as uncharacterized. The record is from RefSeq and is a predicted model, not a curated record. The coding region runs from base 1 to 1503 and encodes 500 amino acids. The transcript has 3 exons. Lineage: Eukaryota; Fungi; Ascomycota; Eurotiomycetes; Chaetothyriales; Trichomeriaceae. Gene Ontology annotation, molecular function: flavin adenine dinucleotide binding; NADP binding; N,N-dimethylaniline monooxygenase activity.